GUCCCCAGGGUGACUCAAGUGAAAGUUGGUUUUUGCUCAAGCAGGUGCCGGAAGAUCCAGACUGUGGGUAGCGGUCGCUCUUUAUGGGGGCUUGGGACUUCUGCCAGCUUGCCGAUUAGCUGGUGAGGCGCCAAAACGGACUCUGGAAGGUCACUAUGUGGGCCUUCCCGGAGCUGCCGAUGCCAAUGCCCCUGCUGGUGAAUUUGAUCGGCUCGCUUUUGGGAUUUGUGGCCACCCUCACCCUCAUCCCCGCCUUCCGUAGCCACUUCAUCGCCGCGCGCCUCUGUGGCCAGGACCUCAACAAAUCUGACCGGCAAGAGAUCCCAGAAUCCCAGGGAGUGAUCAGUGGUGCUGUUUUCCUUAUCAUCCUCUUCUGCUUCAUCCCUUUCCCUUUCUUGAACUGCUUUGUGGAGGAGCAAUGUAAAGCCUUCCCUCACCAUGAAUUUGUGGCCCUAAUAGGUGCCCUCCUCGCCAUCUGCUGCAUGAUAUUCCUGGGGUUCGCGGAUGAUGUACUGAACCUGCGCUGGCGACAUAAACUGCUGCUGCCCACAGCUGCCUCACUACCUCUCCUUAUGGUCUAUUUCACCAAUUUUGGCAACACAACCAUUGUGGUACCCAAGCCUUUCCGUCUGCUUCUUGGCCUACAUCUGGACUUGGGGAUCCUGUACUAUGUCUACAUGGGGCUGCUGGCAGUGUUCUGUACCAAUGCCAUCAAUAUCCUAGCAGGAAUUAAUGGCCUAGAGGCUGGCCAGUCACUGGUCAUUUCUGCUUCCAUCAUUGUCUUCAACCUGGUGGAGCUAGGAGGUGAUUAUCGGGAUGAUCAUGUCUUUUCCCUCUACUUCAUGAUACCAUUUUUUUUUACCACCUUAGGAUUGCUCUACCAUAACUGGUACCCAUCACGGGUGUUUGUGGGAGAUACCUUCUGUUACUUUGCUGGCAUGACCUUUGCCGUGGUGGGCAUCUUGGGACACUUCAGCAAGACCAUGCUACUCUUCUUCAUGCCCCAGGUGUUCAACUUCCUCUACUCACUGCCUCAACUCCUACAUAUCAUACCCUGCCCUCGACACCGCAUGCCCAGACUCAAUACCAGGACAGGCAAACUGGAGAUGAGCUAUUCCAAGUUCAAGACCAAGAACCUCUCUUUCUUGGGCACCUUUAUUCUAAAGGUAGCAGAAUGCCUCCAGCUUGUGACCGUGCGCCAGGGUGAAGCCGAGGAUGGUGCCUUUACCGAGUGUAAUAACAUGACCCUCAUCAACUUGCUGCUAAAAGUCUUUGGGCCUAUGCAUGAGAGAAACCUCACACUGUUCCUGCUGCUGCUACAGAUCUUGGGCAGUGCCCUCACCUUCUCCAUUCGGUAUCAGCUUGUCCGACUCUUCUAUGAUGUCUGAGUUCCCUGAUCACUGGCCUUACUUCACAGUCUUCAGGGUUUCUGACUCAUGCCAACCUCUUUCUGGACCAAGACUGCCUCCUCUCCAGGCCUCCUCCCACCCUUCAUUCUCCUCCAGAUUUUGUUCUCAUCAAUUCUUUUCACCUGUGUAUUGGCAUCCUGG
This is a messenger RNA of Condylura cristata (star-nosed mole), 1550 nucleotides long. RefSeq names its product dolichyl-phosphate (UDP-N-acetylglucosamine) N-acetylglucosaminephosphotransferase 1 (GlcNAc-1-P transferase) (gene DPAGT1). Gene Ontology annotation, molecular function: UDP-N-acetylglucosamine-dolichyl-phosphate N-acetylglucosaminephosphotransferase activity. The transcript is spliced from 9 exons. NCBI's taxonomy places the organism in Eukaryota, Metazoa, Chordata, Mammalia, Eulipotyphla, Talpidae. The record is from RefSeq and is a predicted model, not a curated record. The coding region runs from base 156 to 1388 and encodes 410 amino acids. Gene Ontology annotation, cellular component: membrane. Gene Ontology annotation, biological process: protein N-linked glycosylation; dolichol-linked oligosaccharide biosynthetic process.